AUGACCAACGAAAGCGACCCAGACUCACAACAGUCCAGCCGCCUGCUGGCCCUCCCAGGCGAACUCAAAAACCGCAUCUACCGCCUCGCCCUCCUCCAGCCCAAAGACACACCCAUCCUCAUCACAAGCACCGGCUACGACCUCGGCGGCGGCCUCCUCCAAACCAGCAAACAGAUCCGGUCCGAAGCGCUCAAAAUCUUCUACUACGAAAACCAGUUCAAGCACACCGUCCAGCGCCUCGACGUAUCUCCCGCCAUACACUUCUGCCGCACCCUGGCGAAAGUAGAUCUCGGACCUCCGAGCAAACAACACCGAGUCAGCUUGUUGGUCGAGGUGUUUCUGACGCCGCACUGGCCGAACUUGCUUGAGUGGCUUAGGCUUACGCAUCAGGGGUUUAUGAGUCUUCCUGUGGAGGGGAUGACGCCCUCGGCUGGGAAUCUGGCGUUUGAGGCGGAGAAGAAGGUUGUUGCUUCGAUGUUUGAGGCGGUUAAGGCGUUGAAGCGGCAGCCUUGGAGGUUGGUGAGGGAGGUGCUGAGGGGGAUGCGGCAGGUUUUGGUCGUGCUGGAGCCUUCUUGGGGGGAUGAUUGGGUUGAGGGUUGA
Molecule: messenger RNA, 600 nt
Organism: Zasmidium cellare ATCC 36951
Lineage: Eukaryota; Fungi; Ascomycota; Dothideomycetes; Mycosphaerellales; Mycosphaerellaceae
Exons: 1
Coding region: 1-600 (199 amino acids)
Source: RefSeq, a predicted model, not a curated record